This is a messenger RNA of Ostertagia ostertagi, 831 nucleotides long. Lineage: Eukaryota; Metazoa; Nematoda; Chromadorea; Rhabditida; Trichostrongylidae. The record is from the annotation of a GenBank genome assembly.
AUGAGAAUGAGGGAGAAACCAUCUGCAAUGAGGGACUUCUUUCGAAAGUACUUCUUAGAAGGUCAACACUUGGACGAGAGCUCGGUACCGCAGGAGUUACCGAAGGAUGCCGACUUUUUUGACGUAGCCUUGAUCAAAUACAGGAAAUAUGUAGCUGUUUUGAUUCCUCUAGUAGUAAUGCAGACAUUUUGGUGGUUGACGGCAAUCCGCUAUUCAUGGCUCGAACUCUACCGUACUCAUUGGGAACUUCCGGCUAUCAUGUUGCUCGGAUCAACCGUUGCUGGCAUGACAUCGGAAGGCGGUGGAGCAGUUGCGUUUCCAGUGAUGACGCUUGGUCUUAAACUCGCUCCAAAUGUGGCCAGAGAUUUCUCAUUGAUAGUUCAAGCAAUUGGGAUGACAUGUGCGCUAUUUGUAAUCAUAUUUAUGGGUGUACAGAUCGAAAAACGAGCCGUCGUCUUCGGUAUGAUGGGUUCGGUGCCGGGAUUUGUUUUCGGAUCACUCGUGGUUGAUCCGUUCUUCACCGGACCACAAAAGAAAAUGCUGUUCGUCUCGAUAUGGUCAUCAUUCGCUAUUGCUCUCUACUUGCUUAACGCUGAGAAAAAACGUAAAACCUACUCUGUGAUUCCGGAUUUCAAGCCGUGGAAAGCGUUUGUAUUGGCCUGUACCGCGUUUGUGGGAGGCAUUUUCACUGCUUUUACCGGCUCAGGCGUCGACAUUUGCAUAUUCUCGAUCAUUACUCUACUUUUUCGGGUCACUGAAAAGACCGCCACGCCAACUACCAUUGUGUUAAUGGGUGAGCCAUCAAUUAUCAUUGCAACGAUUCGUCAGUAA